Sphaeramia orbicularis (orbiculate cardinalfish) is the source of this 2226-nucleotide messenger RNA. RefSeq names its product zinc finger protein 420-like. The transcript is spliced from 2 exons. Bases 1 to 1236 code for a protein of 411 amino acids. NCBI's taxonomy places the organism in Eukaryota, Metazoa, Chordata, Actinopteri, Kurtiformes, Apogonidae. Gene Ontology annotation, biological process: regulation of transcription by RNA polymerase II. The record is from RefSeq and is a predicted model, not a curated record. Gene Ontology annotation, molecular function: RNA polymerase II cis-regulatory region sequence-specific DNA binding; DNA-binding transcription factor activity.
AUGGAUGGAAGACCCACCUGUGACCAGUGUGGAAAGACUUUCACCACAGCAAGUAACCUAAAACAACACCAACGCAUCCACACUGGAGAAAAAACGUAUCAGUGUGACCAGUGUGGAAAUGCUUUUGCCAGAGCAAGUGACCUAAAAAUCCACCAACGCAUCCACACUGGAGAAAAACCAUAUGCGUGUGACCAGUGUGGAAAGACUUUCACCACAGCAGGUUCCCUAAAAGUCCACCAACACGUCCACACUGGAGAGAGACCUUAUGAGUGUGACCAGUGUGGAAAUGCUUUUACCAGAGCAAGUGAACUAAAAAUCCACCAACACAUCCACACUGGAGAAAGACCAUAUGGGUGUGACCAAUGUGGGAAGAGUUUCAUAGUAGCAAAAGAAUUUAAAAUCCACCAACGCCUCCACACUGGAGAAAGACCAUAUGAGUGUGACUGGUGUGGAAAUGCAUUCACCAGAGCACAUCAUCUAAAAAUCCACCAACGCAUCCACACUGGAGAAAGACCAUAUGAGUGUGACCAGUGUGGAAAUCAUUUCACCAGAGCAAGUGGCUUAAAAAUCCACCAACGCAUCCACACUGGAGAAAGACCAUAUAAGUGUGGCCAGUGUGGAAAUGCUUUCACCACAGCAGUUGACCUAAAAAUCCAUCAACGCAUCCACACUGGAGAAAGACCAUAUGAGUGUGACCAGUGUGGAGAUGCUUUCACCACUGCAGGUCACCUGAAAGUCCACCAACGCAUCCAUACUGGAGAAAGACCAUAUAAAUGUGACCAGUGUGGAAAUGCUUUCAUCACAGCAAGUUACCUAAAAAUCCAUCAACGCAUCCACACUGGAGAAAGACCAUAUGAGUGUGACCAGUGUGGAAAGACUUUCACCACAGCAAGUUACCUAAAAAUCCACCAACGCAUCCACACUGGAGAAAGACCAUAUGAGUGUGACCAGUGCGGAAAGAGUUUCAUCCAAAUGAAUGGGCUUAACUAUCACCAACGCAUCCACACUGGAGAAAGGCCAUAUGAGUGUGACCAAUGUGGAAAGAGUUUCACCCAAAUGCAUGGGCUUAAAUGUCACCAACGCACCCACACUGGAGAAAGACCAUAUUACUGUGACCAGUGUGGGAAGUUUUUCACCACAGCUAAUCACCUAAAAAUUCACCAACGGACCCACACUGGAGAGAGACCCUACCAGUGCAGAUUCUAUGACAGAUCUUUCAUCAGAGGUUCAAAAUGAACUAAUUGUGAACGUGUUAAACAUUUCUACAAAAGACAAAAACUGAACAGUCGUACAAAAAGUAAGACAUUGGACUCUAGUGGAGAGAGUCAGUGUCAUAACACACCUUAACAGUUUGAAUGUUUCCAGUGUGAUGAAAGAUUCUUGUCAUCCUCUGCCCUCUGCUAUCAUCAGCACAGAUGUGAAUCAUCAAUAAUGCACCACCUUCACAAAACAGUGACGUUACUGAACCUCAACCUGCCACUAGGUGAAAAGUUCAACUAGUGGAGGUCAACAAGGACCUGGUUUCUAUGGUGAUACUACUUGUCAUUGACUCUGUGGACUUUAAUCAGUAACUUGUUGUUGUGACUCUGUUGUCGGUCGGGGUUCACACAGUUGGAUUUACAUCAGUUAGAAACAACAUGAUGAACAUAAUGUAAUUGAGACAGAACGACUGAUCAGCCAGUAGUGGUUUAGUCUCAAACUGAGGCCGACAACAUGAAGGAGAUCACAUUCCACUGGAGGAGGAAGUCUGUUUAGCAGAAAGUUCACAACCACCAAAGGAGACGUCACAACCAGUCAGUGCUCCAUCUAGUGGUCCACUCUGGUACUGGUCUGCUCCAGUGUUCACCUUAGCUUCAAACUGGAUUCAGCAUUUUUCCGCUGGUCUAACCCUGAGCUGCAGAAUGUGUUUGAUUUGAUCGAAAAUGUGUUGAACUGCUGAUGACUGUGGUAAAGAACAACCACUGGAUGAAUCAGAAAGUUCAGGAACAAACAUUUAGUCAUUUUCUGUCGUUCAGUGUUCUGCUUAAUCACCUUGUUUUUAUAAAGUGGACCUGAAACAUGAGACAAAAGUAUUUACCAUAAUCACCCUUAAACGACAUCCACUCAUUAUUUGUUCAAUUACUUCUUAAUGUUUGACUUUUUCCACUUAUUGAAUUGAAUGAAUUGUUUAUUUUGGUUUGUACAUUAAUCAUUACACAUAGCACAAUAAUAAUAAUAAUAAUACAU